Messenger RNA from Mirounga angustirostris (Northern elephant seal), 2649 nucleotides. It is a transcript of the gene CDK10, whose product is annotated as cyclin dependent kinase 10. The transcript is spliced from 14 exons. Gene Ontology annotation, molecular function: cyclin-dependent protein serine/threonine kinase activity; ATP binding. The record is from RefSeq and is a predicted model, not a curated record. NCBI's taxonomy places the organism in Eukaryota, Metazoa, Chordata, Mammalia, Carnivora, Phocidae. Gene Ontology annotation, cellular component: nucleus. Gene Ontology annotation, biological process: regulation of mitotic cell cycle; protein phosphorylation. The coding region runs from base 1223 to 2092 and encodes 289 amino acids.
GCCGCUCGGGGCAGCUUGCCGGCGGCAGGGCGGGACUGGACCGCUCUGGAGCCCCUUAGUGUCGCGCUAAAGCGUUGAGGUUUCCGACGCGGGCGGGAACGACAGUCCCAGGGUCCCUGGCGGCCGGCGCGGAAGCCGGCGGCGGUCCUCGGGGCCGCGGCAGGGGCGAGGGCAGGGGUGGUGGCGGCGCCCGGCGCUGUCCCCAGCCGGCAGCCUCUGGAAGAGCGGGCCCCGGGCUCUAGGGCGUUUCCCCGCGGGGGACUGCCGGCGUGCCCUCCCCCUGGGCUUGGAAGGCGCCGGGCGGCGCCCCGCCCGACAGCCGCCGCUUGCGUGGCGUCUUGCUCUGCGCGUCACGGUCGUGUAGCCCGAGAUGGGGAGAGUGGAGCUUUGGGUGUGGAGUGAUUGUGUGAACUCUGGGGCUGGGUUGUGUGGGAGCCGGUGCCCUGGGAGGCCGGUGAGGAUCCUGAAGGCACGGUGGCAGUCCGCGGGCCGCCGGCCCCCCCCCAGAUGCUCGGCAGGUGCUCACCUCGUUGCCAGUACGGCAGCGCGCGACGCGAAACCUCACGGCAGCUCCGACAGCCAGCGGAGCGCCUACGAGCCGCUGCUGCCGGCUGUGAAAGGGUCAGGGUUUCAGAGGAAGAAUGGUGUUCAGCUGGGGGGGAAUUUUGUAAAAGCAGUUCCUGCUGGGCUGGGAUUUUGACUGGCGUGCCGACCCAGGAUGUCAGGAGCAGUGUCUCAGAUGAGAAACCGUGUGAAUAGGCAGCACCAGGAGUUCCCCCUGGAGAGAGAAUGUGAAGAAGAACGGGAAAGAGGAGGCUGAGGCAAGACCAUGCAAGGGCUCAGUCCAGGCGAUGCUGACUUGGUUCCCCAAGUGGUAGGAAGGAAGGAGAAGAUGGGAGGCAGCAAGGCCAGAGAGAGGCUGUUAGAAUUUGAACCUCGCUGCAUGUGCUUCCUAGACCCAAGGAGACAUGCUCAUUCAGUCCAUCUACAAACGUCCUGCAUUAUGAAGCUGGGACGGUGUCGGAGCGUGAAGGAGUUUGAGAAGCUGAACCGUAUCGGGGAAGGCACCUAUGGCAUUGUGUAACAUAGUAAACAGAAGGCAAAGCGGUGACCUGCAUCCUGACUCUAAGGAGGAAAACUUCGAGGGAGCUUGGUGUAACUAGCACCCUAUCGGGCCCGGGACACCCAGACGGACGAGAUUGUCGCCCUGAAGAAGGUGCGGAUGGACAAGGAGAAGGAUGGGGUCCCCAUCAGCAGCCUUCGAGAGAUCACACUGCUCCUUCGCCUUCGCCAUCCGAAUAUCGUGGAGCUGAAGGAAGUCGUUGUGGGGAACCACCUGGAGAGCAUCUUUCUGGUGAUGGGUUAUUGUGAGCAAGAUCUGGCCAGCCUUCUGGAGAACAUGCCAACACCCUUCUCUGAGGCCCAGGUCAAGUGCAUUGUGCUGCAAGUGCUCCGAGGCCUUCAAUAUUUGCACCAGAACUUCAUCAUCCACAGGGACCUGAAGGUGUCCAACUUGCUCAUGACCGAUAAGGGCUGUGUGAAGACAGCGGAUUUCGGCCUGGCCCGGGCUUAUGGCAUCCCAGUGAAGCCCAUGACCCCCAAGGUGGUCACACUCUGGUACCGAGCCCCCGAACUGCUUUUGGGAACCACCACGCAGACCACCAGCAUAGACAUGUGGGCCAUGGGCUGCAUCCUGGCCGAGCUGCUGGCCCACAAGCCCCUUCUCCCUGGCACGUCCGAGAUCCACCAGGUGGACCUGAUUGUGCAGCUGCUGGGGACGCCCAGUGAGAACAUCUGGCCAGGCUUCUCCAGGCUGCCGCUGGUGGGUCAGUACAGCCUGAGGAAGCAGCCGUACAACAACCUCAAACACAAGUUCCCGUGGCUCUCGGAGGCUGGCCUGCGCCUGCUGAACUUCCUCUUCAUGUACGACCCCAAGAAAAGGGCAACGGCCAGAGAUGGCCUGGAGAGCUCGUACUUCAAGGAGAAGCCCCUGCCCUGUGAGCCGGAGCUCAUGCCCACCUUCCCCCACCACCGCAACAAGCGGGCUGUCCAGGCCACGUCUGAGGCCCAGGGCAAGCGCUGUAAGCCCUGACAGCCCCUCCACCGGGCUGGCACAUCUGCGACGGACAGCAACGGAAUGGGGAGGCCUCUGCAGUCCAGGCUCACGACGCUGCUGGGACCCAGCUCCUCCUUCGGCGGAGACCUACCCGCUGCUCCGGCUGAUCACACCCCUUCCCCAGAAGAGCGGGGAGUGGGCAUGGGGGUGAUGCAGGGUGGGUGCACCUUGAAGGGGUGGGACCUCAUUCAGGACACCUGUUGCCGCGCCCUCAGCUGGUAAAAGCUUGGGACCCUCCCUUCCCAGGAGGAAACACCUGCUGGGCCCAAUUCAGUGGGUGUUGCUGUCUUGGGAUGCGUAGACCCCACAUGGUGGCUUGUGCUCCCUCCUGAUCACCAGGGUCUGUCUAGGGCAGGGAGAGGCGCACCCCCCCCCCCCCCGGCAGGGUUGGCACACUCAGAAUGGGAAGGAGAGGUCGGGUGUGGGUCACAUCCCACCUGAGGGACUGGGGUCUGAGCCCUGUCCCUGACCCACACUGAGGCCCAGAGGGGAAGGGGCAUGAGUCAGAGAGAUAAAAGGUUUUCUAACAGGUA